AUGGAGCUUUCUGAUGCGAUUGAAGUGUCCAGAGUGAAUAACGUGUUUAUGCGGAAAGGCCCUCGCCCACUGCAAGUUGGAUCUCUAGUGUUAAUAGGCCAUCAUUUGAUAUUUUCCCCAGUUCCAUCUCGUGAUGGCAACAGCGAUGAGUUUUGGGUGAAUUUAUAUGGCUAUAAACACUUUGAAAAUGUUUUGCAAAUCGGGUGCUUUAUGAGCCUGUCAGUAAAGAACUGUUUUCUUCUUCAGAUAAUAGUGUUCGAGAUUCCAAAUUGGGAUGAAUGCCAGGCUGCAGCGCGUUCAAUUGAAACGCUAUCAAAUAUUAAUGGUUGUGACCAUGAUUAUCCAUUCUAUUAUCGAUGUCCGUUCCAAGUACUUGAUGAUGGUUGGAAGGCUUUCGAUUCUGAAGAAGAAUUCGCGCGAUUGAUCGUACGAUGUGGUGAUGCAUUUCGUAUUAGUGGUGUCAAUGAAGGAUUCAAAGUCUGCGCAUCAUAUCCUGAGAAAGUGAUUGUGCCAAAAGUUAUUGGUGAUGACUAUUUGCGUAUUAGUGCCACAUUUCGGGAUGGGUCACGCUUCCCGGUGCUAAGCUACUUUCAUAAACACACUAAGUCAUGCAUACUAAGAUGUGGACAGCCGCUUAUUGGACCAACGAAUCGAAGAUGUAAAGAAGAUGAGAAUAUCUUGAAGUCACUUUUGAAUCAUAACCGUGGGACAAUUAUUGACACGAGAGCUAUCCAAAUCGCACAGAAUGCAAGAAGCAAAGGUGGCGGCUACGAGUCACGAAUGAACUACACUCACUUCCGUUAUAUGUGCAUUCCAAUACCACGUAUUCGAGAAAUCCAUGUCUCACUGGCGAAAAUGGUCGAAUUGUGCAAUGAUCGGCAGAUCUCAAGUGAUCGAUUCAUAUCUCGAUUGGCCCAAGCGUCUUGGUUACAAUGUGUUUCGGAUAGCCUGAACUGUGCUGCUAAUGUCGCACAGUGUAUACAUUUAGAAGUUCCCGUUAUUGUUCAUGGUGGUGAAGGCACCGACACGACAUUGUUGGCGACAUCAAUAGCCCAAGUUAUGCUUGAUCCAGAUGCAAGGACAAUCCGAGGAUUCGAAUCUCUAGUAGAAAGGGAGUGGAUUUGUGCAGGUCAUCCGUUUCAGCUUCGAAACGCACAUUCAGCCUACGCUGAGGGUGCGAUUACUGGGCCACAAGAAAGUCCAGUUUUCCUAUGCUUCCUUGACUCUGUGUAUCAGAUCAUAGCCCAGUACCCCCAUUCGUUCGAGUUUGGAGAGGAUUUUUUGAUAUUCUUGUUCGAACACGCUUACGCUAGUGAAUUCGGUUCCUUCUUAGGAAAUAGCGAAAUGAUGAAAGCCGAACUCGGUGUUAAAAAGUCAACUGUUUCGUUGUGGUCAUACGUCAACAAUCCAGAGAUACUUCGAACGUUCGUAAAUACAUUAUAUGAACCAAGAGAAUCUGUGAUCUGGCCAUCUGUCGCACCGCAGAGCAUUCGCAUUUGGGAGAGAUUAUUUUUUCGCUGGCAGAGUGACUGGACCGAACAAGACUACCUUAAAAAAGCAGCAGCACAGUGGAGAACAAAGGAACGUGAACUGAUUUCUCGAGCCCUUUUACUAAGAAGAUUGGAACAUGUCUAA
Molecule: messenger RNA, 1635 nt
Organism: Angiostrongylus costaricensis
Lineage: Eukaryota; Metazoa; Nematoda; Chromadorea; Rhabditida; Metastrongylidae
Source: the annotation of a GenBank genome assembly